Messenger RNA from Auxenochlorella protothecoides, 336 nucleotides. RefSeq lists its product as hypothetical. The coding region runs from base 1 to 336 and encodes 111 amino acids. The record is from RefSeq and is a predicted model, not a curated record. Lineage: Eukaryota; Viridiplantae; Chlorophyta; Trebouxiophyceae; Chlorellales; Chlorellaceae. The transcript has a single exon.
AUGCUGCAGAUUCGCCCCUCCAUGAAUCCGCGCAACCGCGCAGCUUCCGGCGGCCCUGAAUAUUCUGUACCGCUCGCCUCCAUUGGCAUCUGGAGAGGAGAGCCAUCUGGGAAGUCAACAUAUCUUGGGGUUGUUGCUGCUUGUGGCCUCCAAAGGUUUUUAGUGUUGCACUUGUUGUUCUGCGAGAUGGGUUCGCAGGCACAGCGGGCACCCUCCUCGUCCACGAUGAGAUUGGUAUUGUUCCUCGGCCUGGCCAUGCUGGCCCAUGGUCAAGCCACCCAGGGCUUCGAGAACAUUUCCGAACCAGGGAUGGACUUCUUCAUUCUCGUCAGGUGA